AUGUCCACAACAUCUUCAUUCCGUCCUAAGAAGUUCAACACUGAACUCACCGACUACUCAAAAUCUCACGGUGAGAGAUCAGGUCCAUACGCAGAUAAUCUUGAGGUUGAUGCGUUGAUCGUCGGGGCUGGUUUCGCUGGGAUAUUCAUGCUAAAGACUCUUCGGGAUCGUGGCAACAAAGCCGUCAUUUUCGAAGCUGGGAAUGACAUCGGAGGCACUUGGAGAUGGAAUUGUUACCCUGGGGCGGGUGUUGACUCCGAGGUUCCAGAGUACGAGUUUUCUUGGCCGGAAGUAUGGAAGUCAUGGAAUUGGACGUCGAACUAUCCAACCUACCAGGAUCUUCGGGCAUAUUUUGACCAUGUUGAUAAGGUGAUCGGUGUUAAGCAACAUUGUUCCUUCAACACGGUAGUAGUUGGAGCCAAUUUCGAUACGGCCACCGGCCAAUGGUCUGUUCGAACAGAAGAUGGUCGUAUUACGAAAGCGAAAUUCUUGAUUCUAGGCACUGGAUUUGCAGCCAGGCGAUAUAUUCCCGACUGGCCAGGUAUGAAUAAGUUCAAAGGUAUCAUCCACCACUCCUCGUUCUGGCCAGAUGAAGAGGUCAACGUCAAAAAUAAACGCUGCGCAGUCAUUGGCACAGGCGCAUCAGGCGUUCAGAUUGUCCAAGCAUGGGGCCCUUCAGCAGGUGAACUCCAUGUCUUCCAAAGAACUCCCAAUCUGGCUGUCCCAAUGCGUCGGAAGGCCAUGUCCACAGAGGACCAGGAGCGAAGCAAAGGUGUUUACCCCGAGCUUUUCAAACUUCGGGAGACAAGCUUUGCCGGAUUUCAUUAUGACUGGUAUGAGAAGAACACAUUCGAUGACACCCCCGAGGAGCGAGAGAAGUUUUACGACAAGGUGUGGCAAGACGGGGGUUUCAGAUAUUGGGUUUCUCUAUACAAGGAUAAUUUGUUCAGCGCAGAGGCCAACCAGCAGUCUUACGACUUCUGGGCAAAAAAGACCCGGGCUCGAAUUGGGGAUCCGAAGACGAGAGAAAUUCUUGCGCCACAGAAGAUGCCUCACUUCUUUGGUGUCAAACGCCCUUGUCUGGAGUACAAUUACUACGAACAGUUCAAUCGGGAGAAUGUGGACGUCGUCGACAUCAAGGAAAACGCCAUCAAAGAGUUCACUGAGACUGGAAUCACUCUCUCAGAUGGUACACAUUACGAACUUGACGUGAUUGCUGUUGCCACAGGAUUUGACGUUGUCACAGGAGUUAUGACACAGCUUGGAUUGGAAAGUAUUCAGAACACCAAGUUACAAGAAGAAUGGAACACCGGAGCGAAUACAUACCUUGGGACAACUGUCAGCGGCUACCCCAACAUGUUUCAUAUAUAUGGACCGCACGGCCCAACCUUGCUCAGCAACGGGCCAUCGACUGUUGAAGUUCAAGGCAGAUGGAUUGCCGACUUGAUUGACAAGAUGGAGCGACAGAACAUCAAAUAUGUGAACCCCAAACGUGAGGCAUCUGAGGAGUGGAAGAAACAUGUCGUGGAACUGAACGACAGAUCCUUGUUCCCAACAACUAGAUCGACGUACAUGGGAGGAAGUAUUCCAGGCAAGAUAUACGAGCCCGUUUGCUACUCCGGUGGCAUUCCAAGUUACAAGACUGAAAUCAGGAAGGCUUUGGAUACCAUGCAAGGUUUUGAGGUUGUAGCUAGGUGA
Neoarthrinium moseri is the source of this 1698-nucleotide messenger RNA. RefSeq lists its product as uncharacterized. The record is from RefSeq and is a predicted model, not a curated record. The transcript has 5 exons. Lineage: Eukaryota; Fungi; Ascomycota; Sordariomycetes; Amphisphaeriales; Apiosporaceae. Gene Ontology annotation, molecular function: flavin adenine dinucleotide binding; NADP binding; N,N-dimethylaniline monooxygenase activity. Bases 1 to 1698 code for a protein of 565 amino acids.